GCUUAUGAGAGUGAAAAUAUUUUGUGUAACACUUCUUACUUUAGUCGUAAAUUGUUUUUUAUAUAGUUUUAUUGUAGGUUUGUAAAAUGGUGCUAAGAAUAAAUGCUUCUCAAGUUUUUGUCUGUAUAAUGCUAGUAUUGUCCAUAUGCAAAAGUUCACCUGUGAACGACAGAAGAGCCUCUAGAAAUGAAGUGGGUGAAUCACAUAGAGCUACAAUUGUACCAAAACAAAUAAGACGACGUCCUGACUACAAUGAUCUUGUGGAACUGAAGAACGUCGAUCUGGCGUACGGGACAAAAUUAUCAAGUCUGGAAGAGCCACAAGCUUUAAAACUUGAUAUAAAAGAAGACGACGAGGAGCAAAUUGAUUCUGGAGCAAAUGAAGAAGCGUCACCAAUUCAAGUGGACCGAGAUGCACCGAACGCUCCAGCUGACCCUACCAAACCCCGCAAGAGAAAAUCUACAAGAUGCAGUACGGACAGAAGCAUAACUCUUGGUCCAGAUUUUCAAUUGAGCAGCAGCGCCGAAAACAACGAUGAAGGAAAUGGAGAAGACGACGAAGUCAAAAAAGGAAUAACAAAACUUUACUAUGGCCCUCCAAUGGCAAAGACCCCCGAUCAUUACAUAGACGAUGCAUAAUCGAGGUCAACUUAUACUGUUACUGUGUAAAUAUGUUGUAAUUAAUUUGUAUACUUUGGCGUAUAUUUCUCUUUGUUAAUUUUUACAUGAAAUAAAGACUUUGU
Messenger RNA from Hyposmocoma kahamanoa, 742 nucleotides. RefSeq lists its product as uncharacterized. The transcript is spliced from 12 exons. Bases 87 to 638 code for a protein of 183 amino acids. The record is from RefSeq and is a predicted model, not a curated record. Lineage: Eukaryota; Metazoa; Arthropoda; Insecta; Lepidoptera; Cosmopterigidae.